Molecule: messenger RNA, 3309 nt
Organism: Hypomesus transpacificus
Lineage: Eukaryota; Metazoa; Chordata; Actinopteri; Osmeriformes; Osmeridae
Gene: bcs1l
Product: mitochondrial chaperone BCS1
Exons: 8
Coding region: 161-1423 (420 amino acids)
Biological process (GO): mitochondrial respiratory chain complex III assembly; protein insertion into mitochondrial inner membrane from matrix
Cellular component (GO): mitochondrial inner membrane
Molecular function (GO): ATP hydrolysis activity; ATP binding
Source: RefSeq, a predicted model, not a curated record
CAACGGAAGUAGUGGUAGAGGUCGCUAUUUGGUUUGUCAAUGAACCAAAUCGGUGGAAGUAAAAUGUUGAGAAAAGUCGAACUGUAGUGUCAAAUAGUGACAUAACUGUGAUGGUAAGAAAGAAAUCCUGGUUUCAUUUGGAAGAACAUAAAUCUGCAUCAUGCCUCUGUCAGAUUUCUUGGAUGCCCUUAAGGACAACCCUUACUUUGGGGCUGGCUUCGGACUCGUUGGGGUAGGCACUGUCUUGGCUGCAGCCAGAAAAGGUGCCCAGGUGGGAAUGAUCUUCUUUCGCAGGAACUACAUGAUCACUCUUGAGGUACCCAGUCGAGACAAAAGCUACCAUUGGCUAUUGAGCUGGAUCACCAAACAUGCCCAGCACACUCAACACCUCAGUGUAGAGACAUCCUACAUGCAGCAUGAAAGUGGAAGGAUCAACACCCAGUUUGACUUUCACCCCAGUCCUGGAAACCAUAUAAUCUGGUAUGGGCAGAAGUGGAUCCGUGUGGAGAGGACCAGGGAGAAACAGAUGGUAGACCUCCACACCGGCACACCAUGGGAAUCUGUUACAUUUACUGCCUUGGGCAGAGACAGACAGAUAUUCUUCAACAUUCUGCAAGACGCAAGGGAACUGGCCCUUAAGCAGGAAGAGGGUCGGACAGUAAUGUACACUGCACUGGGUGCUGAGUGGCGGCCCUUCGGGUUUCCACGGCGACGGCGACCUCUUAGCUCGGUGAUCUUGGAGGCAAGGGUUGCUGAGAAAAUCGUUGAUGAUGUAAAGGAAUUUAUUGGAAAUCCCAAGUGGUAUACAGACAGAGGAAUCCCCUACAGAAGAGGUUAUUUGCUUUAUGGACCCCCAGGCUGUGGCAAAAGCAGCUUCAUCACGGCGCUUGCAGGAGAGCUGGGCUACAGCAUCAGCUUGAUGAGCCUAAGCGAUCGCAGUCUGUCGGAUGAUCGCCUUAACCACCUGCUAAGCGUGGCGCCACAGCAAAGCAUCAUACUCUUGGAAGACGUGGAUGCUGCCUUUGUCAGCCGAGAGCUUAUACCAACUGAAAACCCGAUGGCCUACCAAGGCAUGGGUAGGCUUACCUUCAGUGGACUCCUUAAUGCACUGGAUGGAGUUGCAUCGUCAGAGGCUAGAAUAGUCUUCAUGACCACAAAUUUCAUUGACAGACUGGACCCAGCUUUGAUCAGGCCUGGUCGUGUGGAUCUGAAGCAGUAUGUUGGCCACUGUUCCCACUGGCAGCUGAAGCAGAUGUUCCGCCGUUUUUUCCCUGCCGAGUCUGCAUCAGUGGCUGACCGGUUUGCAGAGUGUGCCCUGGCGAUUCGGUCUGAUAUCAGUGCUGCCCAGGUGCAAGGACAUUUCAUGUUAUACAAACUGGAUCCUACAGGCUCAAUUGACAAUGUAAAUGAAUUAAAAUCAUAAGACAAAGUUGAAUCUUUUUAGAGUCUGAAAGUCAGCCACACAAAGCCUUACAGAAAACCAGAACAAUAGUGGAAUAUUCUGUUGUACAGGCAUCAAAUAUAAAUAAUUUUCUCAGUUGUGUUUUGCAUACAUGGAUUUAUUAGGAUAUUGCUCCUGGGUAGUCUAAGGCUGUUUAGGGUCAAAGUUAUUAAAGUGACUGCACAUUUUAGCAUCCCAGGGAUAUAUUUGUCAUGUAAAUUUGUGUACGAGAUUGUGUAACAAUGUUACAUCCAGUAACCUCAUGUGCCUAGCGUCAGUGGCCUGUGCUUGUUUCGUACCAUUAUGAGGCCAGUAGGCUUGAAGAUUUACUGGGUUUGGCACAUACUCAGAAGAACAUAGUUGACAUGAAAAUGAAUAGCCUGGACAACCAGAGUUAACUUUUUUGUCUGUGUAUUAUGUGCAUUCUGGCGUUUUUGAACAGCGAAGGCCUGAGUCCUGGCCUGGCAUUGCCACACCAAUUUGGAAAUGUGAAUCAGUCUGGAACCUCUCAGAAAAAAUUGUUUUUUCCAAGGGGCACUAUCAACGGGCACUCUCCAAAAUGCGUCUGUAUGAAAUUGGAUAGACACAACAAAUCAGAGCAACAAAACAUGUUGAUUGUGUAAAUAAAAUGCCUCAAUGGCACUCUUGGUCAUCACAUUAAACCUGACACAUAUCAGAUAAACAGUUGUGAUUGGCCGCACUAGAUUCCAGGUUGGAGGGAAAUCUAUUUGAUGGGAUGUUGGUCAGACCCAGCUGCUGGAGCACAUAAAACAUGAGCUGGUUGAUUAAUCUGGUUCCCAAGUAAACAAAAAAUGUGUUUUGGACAGACCUGUUUAAGCUUGAAACAUUCAUACACAUUAGCGAAAUGUCAACCUGGAUUGACCUCAUUACUCAGUAUAGUUUCUGAACGGUCAGAAUGAUGUCCCACUCAAAUCCAAAAAAUGACCUGCAGGGAUAUCCCUAAUUUUAACCUCAGUUAAGAGUUGUUUUCUUGUUGGUCAGUUAAUCUUGUAAAGCCGAGGAGAAUUGGCACAGAUUGUGUUAGUUGACAAUAUCUGACUCCAGCAAAACAUUCUAUGACAUAUCUCCAACGUAUGUGAGAACUGUUUAAAUGCUUGAUCAGUACACCGAUCUCAUUGUGUUCAUUAAACAGCUGUUCAAUCAACACUAAGACUAUAAAUUUAACCAUGAUCAAAGUUUACAAAAUGGACCCCCAGUGAGGCUAUGGUUACAUGCCGGGAGCGUGGAAAGCCCUACUGAAAUAAUGACUCAUACCUGCAGAGAAAUCAAUUGCAAAGGGUGUCGUAGUGAAAUAAAACGAGGCGCCUAAUGCACCAGAUUGUAUCGUGCACAAAACUCCUUAAUCUAUGCCUAGCGCAUGGGAGUAAAGUCUCAAUGAAAUUACAGUGACCGUCUUAAAUACAGAACCUACAGAUCAUCUUACUAAAUUGGUGGACACUAGACCGAAGAAGUCACAACCAUACACUGUCAAACAGUAAUCACACAAUGAGAAACAUCACAAAAAUGUGGCCCGUAAAAUACAAAACAAGAUGUUACUAAUCAUGGCAUUAAAAGCUGUUUAAAAACAAUACUUACAGAAAGACAAGUUCAAGUUCUUCAUUGUCAGAUGCACAGAACAACAUAGUCAGACUGGGCAAUGAAAUUCUUAGGACAAGACGACGCAAAGCAACCUGGCAUAACAACAUAUAAGUACUCUGAACAUAAAUUACACGUACCAUAAGCAAAAAUAUAAUAAACCGCCUAAAUAUACAAAAUAAUAUCCCCAGAUUCGUCAGAAAUUCACAAUCAUAUUACUGGCGAUUUUCAAGUCGGAUCUCAUAUUUGCUGCGGCAAAUAUGAAAGUAGGC